Messenger RNA from Echinostoma caproni, 1188 nucleotides. The record is from the annotation of a GenBank genome assembly. NCBI's taxonomy places the organism in Eukaryota, Metazoa, Platyhelminthes, Trematoda, Plagiorchiida, Echinostomatidae.
AUGGUAGACGCUCAUAGCACAACGGUGGAACCCUUUGUCCGUCCCACUGCUCGAUUAAACAAUUGGACACCUCACGUCCAGCCACAUGGGCCCGGUACGAAAUUCAAUCGGCCUUCUGUGCACCCCAAAUUGCCUGUACGCCACGCCACAACCCUAUUGCACUAUCCCAAGCGACCCCUGUCCACACUCCAACCCGUUCGAUUUCCUCAACGAUCCCGAUCCAUGGAUAGCCUGAACCCGAUUCAUUUGACAAAUCCGGAAGUGUUAGAUUUUGUACAGAAACGUCAACUUGUUUCCGAUCAGAUUAGAGCGAAUCGAAUAUCGAUGGAUGAGAAUACGCUACGAUCUCGCGGACUGUAUCGUCUCGUUCCGGAUAAACCGAGUAAUGGUCUGAAUGAAGAGACCGCGGUGAAGGAGAGUGAAAACGAGAAUGUGGUCAAACCUGCGGCAGUGGACAGGACUUCAUUCGGUUAUCGAGCCCCUCUAACCGAAUGGAUGCGCACAGAACGAGAGGGCCUAUGUGUAUUCUAUUCUUCCCUGACCACAGAAGUAUUAUCAGCUCCACUUCCAGUACAACUGUAUGUCCGUCAGGUUGACGGUGCCCGGUUGGAUGCGGAUCUUCUCCACAGUGACCAGUCCCAGCAGUGGCAACCGAUAGGUCACGGACAUUUGGUGAUUAUCGCACACUAUGAGCACAGACGGUUCUGUGAGGUGACAAGGAUCAGUGUGCAAUUGUGUCAACCCCGGCUAUUCUCACCCAUAUGGUCUGCACGGUUGGCAUUUCCACUGUGCAAAUACAAAUCAAACCAGCACAGGCAACGAGAGCGUUCCGGGCCUGGAAAAACGGAACCGCAUGCGGAUACUGUGCCCUGUUUGGCUUCCCUACUGUACAAUAAGGCUUCUGACUCAGCCCAUGUGCAUCGUGCCUUUGUGUACCAGACCAAAUCACGUGACUUGUCGAAUCGAGCCAAAUCGCCGAAACGUUACGAUUCAAAACGUUCUGCUCCCGCGGACCAUAUGAUUCAUUUGGUCAGUCAGUGGAAAUUUGAAUGCCCGGAUGGUAAUCCAAUCAGCGCUAGCCAAUUGGCGGAGUUGGAUGUUUUCUUCAAUGAUGUACAAAAGUUGAUCGGUCGUGCUUUGGUGAGUCACGUGCUGAAUUCAAAUUGUUUUUCCUCCAGGUGGGGGUAA